Geosmithia morbida is the source of this 1170-nucleotide messenger RNA. RefSeq names its product 4-hydroxyphenylpyruvate dioxygenase. The record is from RefSeq and is a predicted model, not a curated record. NCBI's taxonomy places the organism in Eukaryota, Fungi, Ascomycota, Sordariomycetes, Hypocreales, Bionectriaceae. Bases 1 to 1170 code for a protein of 389 amino acids. The transcript has a single exon.
AUGUCCUGCACCCCCGCCAUCACGACAGUCUCGCUGGGCAGACCGGGUCUUCACGGCAUGGAGGCCAAGCUCCGCGCUGCAGCAGACAACGGCAUCACAUCCAUCGAGCUCUUCUUCGAGGACAUUGAGGCCCUGGCCGGCAAUCCACCGCUAGAACCCCACGCCUCGCGCGCCAAGGCCCUUCUCGAUGCCGUCAUCGUGACGCGCGAUCUCUGCCGGAAACUGGCCAUCACCAUCCUAAACCUCCAGCCUCUCCGGUUCUACGAGGGCCUAGUAGACCGGGAUGAGACGGAGCGCAUGCAGAGGGACGAGAUCCCCCUGUGGCUGGACAUGAUGGGUGUUCUCGGCACCGACACACUGCUCGUGGCGUCCAACUUUCUGGGCCCGGACCCUGACACGGGUGCCCCCCGCACUACAGGCAGCAGGUCCGCCCUGGAAGCCGACAUUCGCUUCCUGGCCGACGCGGCGGCGCAGAGGUCUCCCCCCAUACGCAUCGCCUAUGAGGCCAUCGCCUGGGCCGACCACGUAUUCCUGUGGGAGCAAGCGUGGGAUCUGGUACGUGCCGUCAACCGCCCCAACAUGGGUAUCGUCCUCGACACCUUCAACAUGGCCUGCGCCGCCUAUGCGGACCCCUGCACGUCCAGCGGAACCCUGUCCGACAACCCUUCCGUUGCCGCCAUGACCCUGGGGGCCUCGCUGCGUCGUCUGGCUCGUGACGUUGACUUUUCCCGCGUCUUUGCCGUCCAGGUGGCCGAUGGCGAGCGCCUCGACAAGCCUCUCCUGCCGGGCCACCCAUUCCACGUCGCGGGCCAGCCUGCACGCAUGAGCUGGUCGCGCAACGCUCGCCUGUUCCUCUGUGAGCCCUACCGCGGAGGUUACCUGCCCAUCCUGGACAUUGUGCGGUGCCUCGUGGGUUGCGGCUGGCGUGGGCCCAUGGCGUUUGAGGUCUUCUCCCGCACGCUGGCUGACCCUGCGGCUUCGGCUCCCGCGCACCAUGCGAGGCGUGCGGCCCAGUCGUGGGAUGCCAUGUGUGCCACGCUGAGUCUCAGGUCGCUGGAGCCCCCCGUUCGUCAGGAUCAUGAUGCGAAGCUGGCUGAGCCGAUGCAUGUGCCCAUGGAUAGUGGCCGGAGUAAACUGUUCCAAGGGAUUCUGGGACUCAUGUUUAGUUAG